Anisakis simplex (herring worm) is the source of this 939-nucleotide messenger RNA. Lineage: Eukaryota; Metazoa; Nematoda; Chromadorea; Rhabditida; Anisakidae. The record is from the annotation of a GenBank genome assembly.
AUGUCAGCACCAAUGCCGUAUCGCAGUGCAACGAAUAAUCAGCAAUAUGUAGGCUCCUUUCCACCUCCGAUGUAUUAUCGUGAUACGUAUGGCUUACAGAAUUUACUGCUAUCAGAUGCGCAAUUAGGUGCACAACAACAGCAAUCAGUACAUAACUACAAUACUACCUCAUUAUCAUCGCCACAUCAUCGUCGCUUCACUGAUUCUGUUACUACCGUUGAAUCUGAUGAUACCGCUACCACUAAAUCUACUGUACGAACGACCGUUAAUAUACACAAUCCGAAUCUAAUGAUCGACAGUUCAACGUCAAAAGGAACUGCUAUGACACAGUCUUUUCACGUUGAACAAAUGGUAACAAAUCAAGUAUUAUUAUCAAAUGCUCGAACACUUUUAACACUUUGCUUAGUGGCUUUUGGCUCUGCAUUACAACUGCUGGUUUUCGCAAUAAUAUGCCUUUUUUAUGAUGGUUGUCCUUACUACUGUGCCAUUAUUGCGAGUUUCAUUUUCAUGCUGAACGCUUCAACUGUUUUAUAUUUCAUUCGUUACAAACCAACCAAACGGUUCUUGGUCAUGUACGGUGAAGAUAAGAAAAUUCGAGGACAAGGAUGGAGCUAUUACGAGGAGAAUCUGCUUGAGACGAAUCGGAUUGUAACAAACACACGCAUUGCAAUGUACAGCUUGCAUAUGGUUUUAACACCUGUACAAGCACUGUGUUGUACGGGAAUAUUAUGGAUUCUUUACAAUAAUCUACGUUCCAUUCAAGAUAACGCUGUCACUAAAGGAUUCUUCUUCAGUCAACCACCAAUGGGACAUCAGACUGUCUUAGUACCGAUUGAACUAAAACAAGUGGAAACAUUGGAUGAAAGUGAACCAGAAAAUGCGUCAAUUGGAGUUCAGACAAGCGGUAAUCAAAGUAAUAAAGAUACUAAUUGGAGCUAA